AUCAAUUGAAGGUACACAUGCAAGGACGAGGUCAUUCAUCCUGUCACUGUUAGACUCCUUGCUGUUUGGUAGGCGGCGAAAGCGUUACCAGCGACGAUCAGGGUCACGUGACUUUCACUGGAGGCAUUGGAUUGGGUUGGAGAGUUCCCAGGUCUUCAAUAAUGACUUCUCAUUGCUGCUCAUCCACCCACAUCCACAGUCUCACAGCGCUGCAGCGACUCUCACUCGCCUUGCCGUGACCGCCUCUACGAAGACAUACAGCAGGUGCAGCAGGAUCGGCUUGCCCAGCAGGAUGUCUUCCAUAGGACUCGCAUCAAGACUGCCAGCGCCGCGGCUCAGCAGCCGGGUGGAAGACGUGGACGAUGAGGAACCUGCAGGCCUUGCUCGCGUUGCAGCUCGCAUCUCAUCUGUGCCUUCGUCUUCCUCCACAGCCGUCACCCGCAUGACUGCCGACAUCCCAACUUAUGGACAACGACAGGGAUGGAGGCCGCAGUCUCAGACAGACUUCGGACCCGAUGGCGGAGCUUAUCCAGAGUGCCACGUGGCGCAGUAUCCGCUGGACAUGGGCAAGAUUGGUGCCAAAGGAGCAGGAAAGAGCGGGGGUGCUCUGGCACUGCAGCUCGACGCGGAAGGAAACAUACGAUAUGAUGCGAUCGUCCAACAGGGCCGAAGGGAUGGUCAGCGCGUCCAGUCUACUCAGCUGGACAUUGUCCCACUUCGACAUCGCGCAGACUACAAAGAAGGGGAGGACCGGCGGGAACGACCUUCAGAGGAAGAGGUAGCAUCGGUUACUGAGAGGACGCGGCUCGCGCUGGAGAAGAUUACCCAGACUAAAAUUAAGGCUGCACAACCGGGCAACAUUCCCAAUACUCAGGGCAAUUCGUCCUUCAUCCGAUAUACACCAGGUCAGCAAGGCGGUGGAGAUGGAAAGCAGCGCAUCAUCAAGAUGACCGAGGUCGUUGAGGACCCGUUAGAGCCGUCACGCUGGAAGCACAAGAAGGUGCCACGAGGGCCGCCAUCACCGCCGCCUCCAGUCUUGCGCUCGCCACCGCGCAAGGCGACCGCGCAGGAGCUGCAAGAGUGGGCCAUCCCGCCUUCGAUUUCAAACUGGAAGAACAACCGAGGAUUCACGAUCCCGCUCGACAAGCGUCUCGCAACGGAUGGGCGAGGGCUGCAUGAUGUGCAUAUCAACGACGGAUUCGCGCAAUUUAGCGAGGCACUCAACCUGGCAGAUAGACACGCGAGGGAGGAGGUUAGGCAACGUGCUGCGAUGCAGCAAAAGCUGGCGGCGAAAGAGAAGGCUGCAAAGGAGGAGCACUUGCGGAUGCUAGCUCAGCGAGCGAGGGAAGAGCGUGCAGGUAUUGCGACGCCAUCCUUUGCCGGUGACAGCGAGGCGGGGCCAUCGGGCAGUGCUCGCGAGGCCCCUUCAGCCGCCAGCAACGGAAGGAUGACCGCCGCGGCGGGAGGCGCGAUGCCUAGCGCGCUGGCCGGCUACGGAUCGGAUUCAGGCGAGAGCGACUCGGAGGAUAGCGAGGAAGAAGCUGCGGCGCGGGAGCGCGAUCGGCUGCGUGCAGAGCGCAAGCGCGAGCGGGAGCGCGAGCUACGCAUGUCCAACAUGGGCACCGAGCAGCGCGCCAAAAUGAUCGCCAAGGAGCAGAAUCGCGACAUCUCCGAGAAGAUCGCGCUGGGACUGGCCAAGCCGAGCACGCAGGGUGGCGAGCUAGACGCACGCCUGUUCAACCGCGAGACCUUCAAUGCGAGUUUCGGCAAUGAUGACUCGUACAACCUGUACGACAAGCCGCUGCUACAAGGCUCGUCUGCAGCGCAAGCCAUCUACAGCCGACCAGGCGGCGGGAACGGCACCGCGGACGACAUCUACGCAGGAGGCACGGAGGAGGGCAUCGGCGAAGCGCUCAAGAACGAUCGGUUCGGGCUCGGCAAGAGCCGCUUCGAAGGCGCCGACAUGGCCGAGGAGAGACACGGCCCGGUGCAGUUCGAGAAGGACCAGGCGGAUCCCUUUGCCAUCGAACAGUUUUUGGACGCUGCCAAGCGCGGAACCAAGCGCGCCGGGCUCGAGCUCGCAGGAUCCGACAGCCGCAAGAAGCAGAGGGAUGAUGAUGAGUGAAAGCAUGUUCGAUUGGACUUCAUGACCCAGCAGGAUUCUCCCUCUGCUGUCCGGACCUCCCCAUGGCUCUCGUGUGCCAACCGUUCUUCAAAGGUUGCUAUCUUAGAUCACUCCAUGUACAAUAAAAAUUCACAGUGGCAUCGCGCGGGGGCUUCAGCGCCUUUCUCCAUCACUGCAUCAGCUCUGCAAGUCC
This is a messenger RNA of Tilletiaria anomala UBC 951, 2318 nucleotides long. RefSeq lists its product as uncharacterized. The coding region runs from base 293 to 2125 and encodes 610 amino acids. The transcript is spliced from 3 exons. Gene Ontology annotation, cellular component: spliceosomal complex. Gene Ontology annotation, biological process: mRNA splicing, via spliceosome. Lineage: Eukaryota; Fungi; Basidiomycota; Exobasidiomycetes; Georgefischeriales; Tilletiariaceae. The record is from RefSeq and is a predicted model, not a curated record.